Molecule: messenger RNA, 2444 nt
Organism: Pomacea canaliculata
Lineage: Eukaryota; Metazoa; Mollusca; Gastropoda; Architaenioglossa; Ampullariidae
Product: neurogenic locus notch homolog protein 1-like
Exons: 12
Coding region: 122-1414 (430 amino acids)
Cellular component (GO): extracellular region
Molecular function (GO): peptidase inhibitor activity
Source: RefSeq, a predicted model, not a curated record
GACCCUUGUAGUCUUCCUGCAGUGUCCAUCAGGCACAUCGCGCGACAUUUCAUAUUAAACCAAUGUUUCUCCUUUGCUGCGUGAACUUCCUUCUGGUCUAGCUAGGUGUCUGCUGCAAGAGAUGGAUUUAAUAACAUUCACAGCGGUUGUACUCGUUGCGAGUUUACAUUCGCUGUCAGUGAAAGGACAAAGCUUGGUUUCUUGUGCCCAGACAGUAUGUGCGGGGGACAGAUCUUGCCGUAUAAUUCAGCGCUGCUGGAGUGGUGAUUGUCAGACUGGUACCGGGUGUGUAGACCCAUCAAAGCUGCCGCUGGACCGGACAGACUUCAAGUGCCCGUAUGACGACCCCAUCUUGCGUUCCCUGGAUGGCGGGGCUCUCGUGGAGAUCAAGUGCGGGAGCUCCAACCCCCUCAACACCUGUCCGGAGGGAACCGAGUGCAUCGAGCCUGCUGGCGUCUGCUGCACUGGAGCCACAAAAAACACGGGUCAGUGCCCAGCCACCCGUGAGAACUACUUCCAGACCAAUGGCGGGUGCAGAACCUUCUGUCGUCACGACCAGGAGUGUCCGGGAUACAAGCGGUGCUGCGCCACAGGCAUCGGGUGCAACCACUGCAUGGACCCUGUGCCCGCCCUCACCUGCGAGACCAAAGCGUGCGACGCCGGGUUCCACUGUCUGAUGAGCGGCGGCAACUGUACAUCUUAUCCCUGUCUCGCCGAGCCUGUCUGCAUCGCCGACAAAAUUGGCGACUGCCCGGUGCUGCCUGGGAUGUCCAUCUGCGAACACGUGUGUCUUGUGGACACGCAUUGCCCUGGAGAUCAGAAGUGUUGCUCGGCGGGUGCGUGCCACGUCUGCGUCUCCCCCGCCCUGUACACCACCACCAGCCUCCCUCCUGCUGACGUGGGGGGCCCCGGGAGUGUCUCAAGCUCCACCUCGGCGUCCAGCACACCAUUGUUUGGCUUUGCCAGCCUGGGCUCGAUGGAUGCCAGCAAUAACAUCAUUACACCUGCUGCCGGUCCAAACCCGCCGGCAGUCCCCAUGUUUGAUAUGAUGAGCGGAGUUCAGCCCACAAACUCUGGUCCUGUCCAGAUGAUGGCCCCGACACUCGGCGGGAUGGGCUCUGUACAAACCAGCCCUACGAUGCUGCUCGAUCAACAGCCCAGCAGCAGCCCCCAAAUAUCCACCUCUGGUCUGGAUAGUUUAGGUGGCGACCCCCAGGGACCUAUCUCCGUUGCUGCAGUCCACUCAGGAGGUUUGACAGGUAUGAAUCUGUUUGGACCUCCACCUCAGCCAUCAGGUCCUUCACCUGGUUUCUUCAGCGGUCCCCGCUCUCCCCGAUGGUUGCAGACCUCCAGAACUUCAACCCUCAGUCUCAGCCCCAGAAGCGGACUGCAUGCAACUUUAUGUGCCUCAUGAUGUACAUGGGAUUCAUGAACUAUUGAAAUGGGUGGGGGUGCUGACUAAGUUACAUGACCCACGCAAGUCCCCUCUCCCUCUAAACCUCCAACAGACAAUAUUUUAAAUACUUAUUCAUCAAUGUGCUGUGUCCAUUCAACAAAGCUGCUGGAGAGAGUCGCAUCUUCUGUCAUGUUCACUAACAAUUUACUUAUUCGUCUUGCUUGAAUGAUUCGUGAAGGCAGCUUCAUGCAUGUAGUAGCCCUUUGAGCGAGUGAGUCUGUAAAUCAGCAAAUGAGUCUGUCAGUGAUUGAGUGAGUGACCCGGUAAUUGCUGUGGACGUAGGCAAAAAAGCUAUAAAAAAAAAUUAAAAAAAAUGCAGCGGCAGAAGAAACGAACGCUGAACGGCGCAAGAACGUCAGACCUCCUGUGUGCGAGUUCUGGACCUGACGUGUCAAAGGUUGGGUUAAUCACUUUGAAAGCUGUCUGCAAUAAGCAAAUUGCUCUCUGAUUACAAUUAAUUGUGUGCUUUGAUAUUGUACAGCAAAAGGUAAUUAUCACCUAAGCUAGGGGGCCCCACUUUUUCAUAUGUUUAACCCUUGCUGUUGUAAUCUGUCUACUUGUGUGAACACUGCAAGUUCCAAAAAUAUUGUUUUUGUUUAACUGUUGGCUCUAACAUUCAAUGCAACAGAAAGUACAAAAAGUUGAUAAAUAAAUAAAUCAUUCCAUAAACCACUUUUACCCAGUGGAUAUGAAAAUACCCUGGCUGCAAUAAACAAAUGAAUUUACGCAUAGAAUUCACAAGUUUAUUAAAGAAUAAGAAUGUCAAGCUAGAACAUGAGUUCUUUGUUUCAACAUAAAGGUAUAUAAAUUUUUCUAAAUGUUUUGUAAAUUGUCAUAGAAUUAGCUUCUCCCGAUGGUAUCACACCAUGUUUUGUUUGUUCCCAAACCUUUGCUUGUACAGGACAAUGCUUCGUCUUCAUCGAUAACGUCGUCAUCGAGUCAUUAACGUGCUUUCAGCUUGUAUAAUGAAAUAAAACAGCUCUCGUAC